Messenger RNA from Echinococcus granulosus, 789 nucleotides. RefSeq lists its product as hypothetical. The coding region runs from base 1 to 789 and encodes 262 amino acids. Lineage: Eukaryota; Metazoa; Platyhelminthes; Cestoda; Cyclophyllidea; Taeniidae. The record is from RefSeq and is a predicted model, not a curated record. The transcript is spliced from 6 exons.
AUGGAAGCGCCGGUCAACCGGAAAAACUGCUCUUUCGAGAUUGCUUUUGAUGAUUCCGACCCUCCAAUUUCUAAUAGGAGUCCCUUUACCUCCACGAAACCGUCGAAAUGUAGUGUUGAACACGGAAAAGCUGCAGACGAAAAGAUGGCAGAGGUUAUAAGAAGAAAGUCGGGCAUCUUGCAGCAAACGCGCGAGAAAUACGAGGCUCAUAAUCAAAAAGUGAAGUCCGUUGUUGAGGAUAUCAGGGCUAAACGAGAUAAUCAAAUUGCUGAAUUGAAAGAAAAUACCGAAAUGCGUCUGGAGAUGGCGAGUCUUCGACGCCGUCAGACCCUGGAAGAAAAAGCAGAAUCGGCUAAAAAGAUGGCUGAACCAAGUUCGGUUGCUGGUUUGUGGCACGGGCUUGAGGGUGUGGUUUGCGGCGUCGCCUGCGAACUUGUAGGAAGUGCUGGGCUGACAGAGUGCCUUACUUUGCCCCCCGUUGCCUUCUGGUAUGUGGAAGUUUCUCAGCAAAGUCCCAGAAGUCGUACACAUGUGCCGACUAGGUACUCGGAGCUAGCCCUGACUAUUACCUCUGUCGCGGUGGUAAUGGCCUCCCGGAUGGGUCUACAGCCUCAGUGCUUCAACGAGCAAGUCGACACUAUGUGUGAUGUGAUGCGGGCAGAGCGGCGUUACACUUUAAGUGAUGAACACUGCGGGAUCAGAAAAAUGUGGAAAUAUUUGCAGGCUCUGGAGCCCUACGGCAUCCCGGUGGAGAUGGACAUCCCCUUAGGGAUGCGUCAGGGCACGUAA